AAGCCUUUCCCUUUGGCGCAGUCGCGGCUUCCGCCGCCGGCCGGCCGCCACAGAGACUAGUGUCUUCGACGUUUUUCGAGGGCUCACCGUAGCGCUUAUGAUUUUGGUCGAUAAUGUUGGUGGAAUUUUUCCUGCAAUCAAUCAUUCACCGUGGAAUAAUGUAACUCUUGCAGAUUUUGUAAUGCCAUUUUUUCUGUUUAUAGUUGGAGUUGCACUAACUCUUGCAUACAAGAGAGUAUCAAACAGAGCUGUAGCUACAAUGAAGGCUAUGCUUCGAGCGCUCAAGCUGUUAAUCCUUGGUCUUGUGCUUCAAGGUGGCUACUUCCAUGGUGUCAAUAACUUAACUUAUGGUGUUGAUCUUUUGACCAUGCGCUUGAUGGGUGUGCUGCAGAGAAUUGCAAUUGCAUACCUAUUGGCAGCAAUAUGUGAAAUUUGGCUCAAAAGUGAUGAUGAGGUUAUUUCUGGAUGGUCUUUGCUCAAGAGAUACCGAUUUCAAUUGUUGGUGGCCUCGAUACUUUCUGUGGUCUAUAUCACCCUCUUAUAUGGUUUAUAUGUUCCUGACUGGGAGUAUCAGAUAUCAGUGCAAGGAUCAAUCAAUUCAUUCUCAGUGAAAUGUGGAGUCAGAGGUGACACAAGUCCUGCUUGCAAUGCUGUUGGAAUGAUUGACCGCAACAUAAUGGGCAUUCAACAUUUGUACAAGCGACCUGUUUAUGCUCGGACAAAGCAAUGCAGCAUCAAUUCUCCAGCUAAGGGACCGCUUCCAGUAGAUGCUCCCUCAUGGUGUCAAGCUCCUUUUGAUCCUGAAGGCCUUCUAAGUUCUGUGAUGGCAAUGGUCAGCUGUUUGAUAGGUUUACAGUUUGGGCAUGUUAUCGUUCAUUUGCAGGAUCAUAAAGAGAGGCUUGUGCACUGGAUGGUGCCAUCCUUCUCCCUUAUGGCCUUAGGCUUUUCCCUUGACUUUUUUGGUAUGCAUAUAAACAAGGCUCUCUACACGUUCAGUUACACAUGCCUCACUGCCGGUGCAGCUGGGCUUCUUCUUGCAGGAAUAUAUUUACUUGUUGAUGUCUAUGGCAUCAGGAGACCGACCUAUGUAUUCGAGUGGAUGGGCAUGCACGCUCUCAUGAUUUAUGUCCUAGUAGCAUGCAACAUUGUCCCUGUUUUACUCCAGGGUUUCUACUGGAGAGAACCCAAGAACAAUCUUCUGAAGUUGGUUGGAGUCUGAAGACCUGUGGCUUUCUGUGUUGUCUUCAUAUCUGGGGAAUAUCUAUUACUGUGUGGCCGGCCUCAGUUUUGUACAUGUGAUAGGGACAAUGGCGAUCAUAUAUAUAUAUAUGGAUAUGCAACGGCUGCAAAGGGUAUCCAUAGUUCGGCCACAAGGGGGGAGCGCUCGAGAUAGGAAAUAUUUUGUUCUCUUCGAGCUUUGUAAAGUCCUGAUUCUAGAGUUUAGAGAUACAGUUUAGUUAUCAAUCAUUUCAUGGGCAUACAUUACAUAUUUAAAAGCAUAUAGCACAACAUUAAUCUUGUUA
Messenger RNA from Asparagus officinalis (garden asparagus), 1523 nucleotides. Its product is annotated as heparan-alpha-glucosaminide N-acetyltransferase. The transcript has 13 exons. The record is from RefSeq and is a predicted model, not a curated record. Lineage: Eukaryota; Viridiplantae; Streptophyta; Magnoliopsida; Asparagales; Asparagaceae. Bases 98 to 1219 code for a protein of 373 amino acids.